Messenger RNA from Sorghum bicolor (sorghum), 931 nucleotides. Its product is annotated as S-norcoclaurine synthase. Gene Ontology annotation, biological process: defense response; abscisic acid-activated signaling pathway. The transcript has 2 exons. Gene Ontology annotation, molecular function: signaling receptor activity; protein phosphatase inhibitor activity; abscisic acid binding. The coding region runs from base 155 to 655 and encodes 166 amino acids. Gene Ontology annotation, cellular component: nucleus; cytoplasm. The record is from RefSeq and is a predicted model, not a curated record. NCBI's taxonomy places the organism in Eukaryota, Viridiplantae, Streptophyta, Magnoliopsida, Poales, Poaceae.
UGCUGACACUCUUCUGACUUCUCACGUUCCUCGGGUGUCGCAGACAUUUCGAGAUCUCGAUCGGCUAUAAAAUCUCGUAUUCCUCCUGCUUGCAAGUGCAAGUUCCACAGAAGAGGUGUCUGUGAUAUAUAACUCAAAUUGGGGAUACCUUACCAUGUCUACAGAGCUCAAAGCGAUGAAAGGGAGCAUUUGCCAUGAGUUUGAGACCGGGCUCCCCGCUGCCGACGUGUGGGGUGUCUAUGGAACUCUCCUUUUUGGGAAAUUGAUGCCCCAACUGCUUCCUGAAGUGGUCUCAAAGGUUGAACUUUUAGAGGGAGAUGGCGGUGCUGGAUCAGUCCUGCUUAUUACCUUCCCUCCAGGAACUCCUGGAUCAGAAACUUUCAAAGAAAAGUUCAUCAAGGUCGAUAAUGAAAACUACAUCAAGGAGACAAUAGUCACUGAAGGAGGCGCUCUAGAUCAUGGCUUUCAGAAAUACAUGGUUCGAAUCGAGAUUAUGGGGAAAGAAGACAAGACAUCCAUCGUAAGAUCGACAAUGGAAUACGAAGUCGAUGAUGAGCAUGCAGACACACCCCCUGUGUUCAGUACCGAUGGGUUAGCUACUAUUGCUAAGGCCAUCACAAAGUAUAUCAAGGAGCAGAAAGGUUCUGACUUCUGAGGAAGCUCCCAAGUAAUUAAACUCUGGGAAGAAGAAAUUAAAGGACCAUAUAGCGUCAAUAUAUCUAUUUUUUGGAUUACUUCGUGCCUUGUUCGGCACCUAUUCUCUCGUUCAGUUAGUUGACUGAGUGAUAGCAAUUAGAAUAUGAAACCGUGCUGCGUUCACGCGGGGUGUCCACGUUUGUUUCUUCUUCCGUAGUUGAAUCGUGAGUGAGUUUUAUAGAUGCUUGUUUAUUACUCCCUCAUUCCAAUUUAUAAGUAGUUAUGUGAUUUUUUA